AGUCACACGUUUUGCCUACAGCGCUGGCGCUGUAGUCCCGCCAAUCAAACCGUGGCGCGAGAUGUUGGGAGCUCGCCUAAAAAUACCACCACCCAGGCAGCACGAGGUAACCCUUCACGCCGUUGGUCAUUAGCUGCCCUUAGGUCCCAAGCAUCCAUGGGGGUUCAAUCUAUUCGAGGUUAGAAUACACUAGAGCCGGGGUCAUUGCUUUCCCCCUUCAUUCAUCCGGACUUUCUUCCAAAAGAAAAAUUUAUUCAUUUGAAGGACAUCCUUCUGUCGCUCGUUUUUCCACACUCCAUACUUCUCAGUCGCUCGCUUUCUUGUUUAUUGAAUUCUGAUCUAAAUAUCUUCGUCCUACCCCUCUCGAGAGUCGUUUUGCAAAGUCUUCCAAAGCAGCAGGGUCCGCACCACACCAGUCAUUCAUCAUGGUCACUCAGCCCGAGCCUUCACACGCUCCUGCAAAUCCCUCUCUCCAACCCGCGCCCUCAAAUCCGCACCCAGACACGAUCACUUUCACCGUCAAUUCUCGCACGUUGUCGAUGGAUGAAAAGGCAGUCAAUGUUCCGGCCUCUGCUUUGAACCCUGUCUCGGUUAGACCCGUCCAGCGGAAGAUCAACACUUCGAUCGGCAUUACCAUCGCCCAGGGCGCCAUCUUUGUUUCGGGUAUUAUUUCCGCCGCUCUGCUGGGUUCCAGCAUAACAAAAGAGCAAAAUGCCAACGUUCGGGGUUACUACAGCGGUUUGGCGUUUGUUCCGAUUGCUCCAGUGUGCCUCAGCGCGUUUUGGGCUCUUGUAGCGCUGGGAAUAUCUCGUGGACUCAGAACACCUGUCCAUCCGGCAUUCUACGUUGCUUUUGAUCUUCUUCUCUGGCUCACCAUCCUCGGAAUCUCGAUAUGCAUCGUCAUCCUCCUUGGAAGCCAGGACGGGUAUGCCUGCAGCUACAAUUACCGGAGGUAUCGUCCCGAGCGAGGAUGCCGUAGCGUCUUGAUCGAGUCAUGGAAGAUGCAGAUGGCUGCAAAUGCGCUUGCUAUCUUCAACGGGCUCGCUCAUUUUGGCAUCUUUGUCUGGGGCUGCAGGAUGGUCCACAAGGUGAACAAAAUGAUGAAAUUCGAAGUGACCAUCAAUCUGAAUGGCUUCAACAACGGCGGAGUUGUUGCACCAGCUGCUCCGGCCGUCUACGCUUGAGUAACCCCGUGACAAAGCAUACCAUACCUUGUCCGAAUUUAGAAAUUAAUGCUUAUGUUCGAUAUGAAGGUCAUAGCCGGGCCAUUUGUCAAGAUGUGGUGUGCCGAGACAGGAGGCAGCUGAAAAAGCUUCUUCACCUCAUGGACUAUAUAUAAUAUUCAUGAUAUUUAAUUUCCAUUCACCUGGCACAUUUUUGCUUGCUCGUAUAUAGUAUCGAUGCAAUUCUAUUCGCUAAUUGUGCAUAAUAUG
Messenger RNA from Coccidioides immitis RS, 1433 nucleotides. RefSeq lists its product as uncharacterized. The record is from RefSeq and is a predicted model, not a curated record. Bases 426 to 1184 code for a protein of 252 amino acids. The transcript has 3 exons. NCBI's taxonomy places the organism in Eukaryota, Fungi, Ascomycota, Eurotiomycetes, Onygenales, Onygenaceae.